Colletes gigas is the source of this 861-nucleotide messenger RNA. RefSeq lists its product as uncharacterized. Lineage: Eukaryota; Metazoa; Arthropoda; Insecta; Hymenoptera; Colletidae. Bases 1 to 861 code for a protein of 286 amino acids. The record is from RefSeq and is a predicted model, not a curated record. The transcript has a single exon.
AUGCCAAGUGUGCAAUCAGCGGCACAAUACAAAAUUACAUCAAGACGCGAAAUACACUGGAUCGACGGAAUCGAAACAGUGACAAACAAGGAACGCCACGAUCAAAACGGGAAAGGAUCACCGGUCGCCGCAUCAUCCACCGAUCUCCCAGCGCACGGCCUCUUAGCAACGGCUAUGGUCGAAGUAUAUGACAGGGAGCGCAGAGCGAUCGAGUGUCGCACGCUCUUAGACACGUGCUUGAGCGCCAAUUUCAUGACCGAAGCCCUCGCCGCGAAAUUAUACCUUCCCCUGGAAACAUGCGCAGUCAAGAUCGAAGUCUUAAAUCAAGAAGACACGACGACGAACAAUCUUCUGACGACCACGGUAAAAUCGCGGACAUCGAAUUUCAAACGGACGCUGAAAUUCUUCACGGUACCGCGAAUAGCUAAUAGAAUCCCGGAUCAACAAAUCGACCGCGCCAGAAUUCCGAUACCGAAAAACGUGAAAUUGGCCGAUCCGCAAUUUCACCGCCCGGCUCCAGUUGACAUGCUUAUAAGCGCCGGACCGACGAUGGCAAGCUUAAGCAUAGGUCAACUGAACCUCUCCUCCAAUGAUCAGUCGGAUCUGAUUCUGCAGAAGACCCAAUUUGGAUGGGUCAUCGGGGGGAGCGGCCCUAUGGCAACGGCGCGCACGAAACACCGGACAUUCUUCGCUACCCCGGAUUUCGAUUUACAAAAAUUCUGGGAGUUAGAGGAGGGUCCCCACAUCCGACAUUUAUCGGCAGAAGAGCAGGAGUGCGAAGAUCAUUUCAAGGAUCAUAUUAAACGCGAUAAAUCGGGACGGUAUGUCGUCGCGUUACCCUUCAACGGAAGGGAUUCCUAG